Molecule: messenger RNA, 3245 nt
Organism: Neltuma alba
Lineage: Eukaryota; Viridiplantae; Streptophyta; Magnoliopsida; Fabales; Fabaceae
Product: pentatricopeptide repeat-containing protein At4g19440, chloroplastic-like
Exons: 5
Coding region: 111-2501 (796 amino acids)
Molecular function (GO): protein binding; mRNA binding
Source: RefSeq, a predicted model, not a curated record
AUUUGCAGGCGUGGCUCUUUCUCGUCCUCUCUCUAAAACCUCUCUAAUCAUGGCUUCUCCUCCUCCUCCUCUGUAAAAUACUCUGUUCUAUUGUUCACGAUCCCCAAUCCAUGCAUUGUGCGAUGGAUUUGAAGAGGCUGUCAAACAGUAAGCCUUCUCCAAUUUUCUUACCAUUCAUACGCCCCUUCAACUGGGUCACUUCCCCAGUGCUACGCCAUCAUCACCUUCAUGACCUUGACCCUCCUUCUCCUCCUAAGCCGCCGCCGCCCUUACAGCCCCAACAGCAACCACAGUCUUCUAAUCAGGCUUUUCUUGACAUGGUACCUUCUAUUCUCUCUAGCAGAGUUCUAGAUUCUUCAAAGUGUAAAGAAUUGAUACACCAUUUGUCGCCUCAUGAUUUUGAUCAACUAUUCUUUUCUAUUCAUUCAAAUGUGAACCUCAAAACGACUCUUCAUUUCUUUCAUUUUGCUUCCGAUUCUUUUAAUUUUCAUUUCACGGUUCGGUCGUAUUGCCUUUUGGUUCGUUUGCUUCUAGCUUCCAAUUAUUUACCGCCCGCUAGAUUGCUUUUGAUCCGUUUGCUUGAUGGAAACUUGCCCACUCUGUUUAAAAACCGUGAGAACAGGCACCUUGAUAUAGCUGCUUCUAUGUUGGAACUUAAUGCAGUUACUGAACGGAGACAUGGUGAAUUGGAUUUGUUGCUUCAUAUCUCCUGUACCCAAUUUAAGAAAUUGGGUUUGGGUUUUGCUAUUGAUAUCUUUUACGCGUUUGCGAGGAAGUGUAUCUUUCCCUCUCGGAAGACAUGUAAUUUCUUGUUAACCUCCUUAGUGAAGGCUAAUGAACUUGAUAUGAGUUACAAAGUGUUUGAAGUUAUUUGCAAAGAUUUUUCUCCGGAUGUUUACACUUUUACUACUGCAAUCAAUGCAUUUUUCAAGGGACGGAGGAUUGAAGAUGCAAUUAAUUUGUUCUUGAAAAUGGAGGAGAUUGGUAUUUCGCCAAAUGUUGUCACCUACAAUAAUAUGAUUGAUGGGCUCUGCAAGAGUGGAAGAUUAAAGGAAGCAUUCCAAUUUAAAGAAAAGAUGGUAAGAAGUAAAGUAGAUCCAAGUCUCAUAACAUAUAGCUUGCUUAUUAAUGCUAUGAUGAAGUUGGAAAAAUUUGACGAAGCAAAUUGCAUUUUGGUAGAAAUGUUGAACAGCGGGUUUGUGCCCAAUGUAGUUGUUUACAAUACACUGAUCGAUGGGUUCUGCAGGAAGGGAAAUAUGAGCGAGGCACUAAGGAUCAGGGAUGACAUGUUAUCUAAGGGUGUAACACCCAAUUCUGUAACUUCUAAUACUCUUUUACAAGGUUUCUGCAGGUGUAAUCAAAUGGAACAAGCUGAACAAGCAUUAGAUAAUAUUUUCCUUAGUGGGUCAUCUGUUAAUCAGGAUGCAUGUUCUUAUGUAAUUUACUGGUUAUGCAACAAUUCAAGGCCUGACUCAGCACUACGGUUUGUUAAAGAGUUGUUGUUAAGGAACAUUAAGCCCAGCGAUAGCAUCCUUACUUCAUUGGUCCGUGGUCUCUGUAAGAGUCAAAAACAUUCAGAGGCAAUCGGACUUUGGUUUAGCCUUGCUGAGAAAAGUUUUGCAGCCAAUACUGUUACCUCAAAUGCUCUCCUUCAUGGACUUUGUGAACAAGGUGAUAUGCAGGAGGUUAUCACAGUGCUCAAAAAAAUGCUAGAGAAGGGUUUGGUGUUGGAUAGGAUAUCAUACAACACACUCAUUCAAGGCUUUUGCAAAGGAGGUGGAAUUGAGUAUGCUUUCAAGCUUAAGGAAGAGAUGGUUACGCAGAGAAUCCUGCCAGAUAUGCAAACUUACAAUUACAUUGUGAAGGCUUUAUGCGACAUUGGUAAAAUGGAUGAAAUUAACAAGCUUUUGCAUGAAAGUAAAGAAAAUGGCUUGGUUCCAAAUGUCUAUACAUAUGCAUCUAUUAUAGAAGGAUAUUGUAGGGCUGAAAGGAUUGAAGAUGGUGUAAACUUUUUCAAUGGGUUGGUUAAUGAGAAAGUAGAGCUAAGUCCUGUUAUUUAUAACAUACUUAUUGCCGCCUAUUGUCGAAUUGGAAAUGUAACAGAAGCCUUUGAACUUUGUGAGGCCAUGAAAAGUAGGGGUAUCCCACCAACUUGUGCCACAUAUUCUUCUCUAAUACAUGGAUUGUGCAACAUUGGCCGCAUCGAUGAAGCAAAAGAUAUAUUUGAAAAAAUGAGAGAUGAUGGCUUAUCGCCCAAUGUUGUUUGUUAUACUGCUCUGAUUGGCGGUUACUGUAAGUUAGGCCAAAUGGAUAAUGUGGAGGGCAUCGUACAGGAAAUGUCUUCAAAUAAUAUAAAACCCAAUAAAAUUACCUACACUAUUAUGAUUGAUGGGUAUUCUAAAUUGGGCAAUAUGAAGGAAGCCCACAAGCUUGUAAAUGAGAUGAUAGCAAGUGGAAUUGCACCAGAUAAGAUCACUUAUAAUACGCUUGGAAACGGUUAAUGCCAGAAAAAAAGCUACUACCGCUUUUGAACUGCGUGAUCAUACCCCUAGAAGAGAGAUAAUUACAUGUGAUCACUUAUAAUUACAUGUACAACAUUGAUCAAGCUCGUCAUCUGGAAAAUAAAGGUUUCAUAUGCUCUUCCCUUGGCUGCUUGAUGAAGAAUGAGCUUUGUCUUCAGAGGUUGGCCACUUGAUGUAAGAAAGGCGAGGAUUCGCAGUACAGCAAAGGUUUUGUUGCUUCAUAACCAAUAGCGAGGUUGCUGUUUUUUUAUUGAUCCUUUGCUCAUUAUAUGUGUUGAUACCAUUCUAAUUUAUUUGUUUUCUGGGUUUGUUACCGUUAGUAUGGGAACCAAGUAGCUGAUACCAUCCUCCUCUCCUAUCAUGCUGGCAAGAUUCAAACAAGAGAAGAGCGGGAUAUUGUUAAAGCAUCAAGCAGAGAAGAUCUCCGUUUAUAUUCUUUUCCGUUACUCGACCACAGGUUGUUUCAUGGACGACAGUUUCCAAUACGAAGGAUAAACUAAAUGAACUUGUGGGGAUAACAAAGACUUGAAGAAGCUUGCAAAUAGAAGGGCAAGCUCCACCAAAAGACCUGAUGGAAAUUUCUCAAGGCGGGGAAGUUGAUGUAGAAAAAGCUACAGAGGUAGUACUCUCCAUGGGUUCUGGUUCCAGCUUGUGGCUUAGACCUCUGUUGAUUUUCAUGCUCCUAUCAUGCCUUUAAUCUAUGAAGCUUCUGAUUAUCACUGA